Cryptomeria japonica (Japanese cedar) is the source of this 768-nucleotide messenger RNA. RefSeq lists its product as uncharacterized. The transcript has a single exon. NCBI's taxonomy places the organism in Eukaryota, Viridiplantae, Streptophyta, Pinopsida, Cupressales, Cupressaceae. Bases 1 to 768 code for a protein of 255 amino acids. The record is from RefSeq and is a predicted model, not a curated record.
AUGGCCUCCCUCGUUGGGAAAACCACAAGCCCUGAGAAAGCCCAAGAGGUUGGGACUAGCUCAAAUGUCCUUGAAAUUACCCCUAUCGUUCCAUUAAGCAUGAUAGCCCCACUUAAAGAGCUUCAAGGUGCCCAAGUUGUAGAAUCAAAGCCUGAGCCUAACCCUAAAGCAGAUCCUGUCCAAACUAAGGAGGCUGAAGCCAGUGCUCCCCUGAAGAAAACCAAGAGGAAGAGGGAAUCGAAGAAGGUGACAAUUGUAGUGUCUGAAGAGUCAAAGGAGGAAUAUCCAACCCCAAAAACUACCAAAAAACCCACCCCCAAGAAGAGGAAAUCCAAGAAGGAUGGGGAGGCCAAAGUUUUUGCUAAAGAAGCAUUUGUUCAGCCAGACCUUGCUGAGGUUCAAAAGGAAGAAGUUGCAGAGAAGGCACUUGAGGAGCCUAAAGAAAAGGCUCAAGAAACACCAAAGAAGGAGUUGAAGAAGAGAACCCCUCCUAAGAAUAAAGUUGAGUCUUCCCUUGUUACAAAAGAGACUCCACAACCUCAAGAGGAACAAGUAACACUAGCCCAACCUCCCAAAAUAGUUGUUCAGGUGGAGAAAGAGAUAGUCAUGAAAUUGGAAGAGUUAGCUAGGAGGCAAACCAGAGUAACCCAAGUCCUGAGCCAGGAUUUACUAGACCUCUUCCUUGGUUCAAGUGCACUAGAGUCUUUCAGAAUAAAAUGGGGAGAUUCAGAGGUUGGAUGCAGAGAUGUUAUCAUGGGACAUACAUGA